Spinacia oleracea (spinach) is the source of this 2174-nucleotide messenger RNA. RefSeq lists its product as uncharacterized. The transcript is spliced from 2 exons. Gene Ontology annotation, molecular function: protein binding. The record is from RefSeq and is a predicted model, not a curated record. NCBI's taxonomy places the organism in Eukaryota, Viridiplantae, Streptophyta, Magnoliopsida, Caryophyllales, Amaranthaceae. The coding region runs from base 91 to 693 and encodes 200 amino acids.
GAGCCUCAGCGGUUUGAAGCAACCACUUGACUUCUAAACCUUCAAAACCUCUAAGUUUCUCUCUCCUCUCUCUCUAACUCUCUUCCUACAAUGGAGGUCCAACAAAAAACCCUAAACCUUACUUCCACCUCAAAUACAAUCAAAUUUCUAUGCAGCUAUGGCGGAAAAAUUCUCCCUCGUCCUUCUGAUGGUCAACUUCGUUACGUCGGCGGCCUCACUCGCGUUGUCUCCGUUCAUCGUUCCAUAUCCUUCUCCGAAUUAAUGACGAAGCUCGAGAAUCUAUGCGGUUAUUCGGUGAGUCUCCGAUGUCAGCUACCGAGCGAAGAUCUCGAUGUUCUAAUUUCGAUCAAAUCCGACGACGAUCUCGUCAAUGUAUUCGAAGAAUACAACAGAGCGUCGUCGAUUUCCGGUAAAGAGUUGAAGGUCAGAGCAAUUCUAUCACCUCCAAAAACCUCGUUCUCAACGUCACCAGCUUCAUCUUCUUCGUCGUCGUGUUCUGGCGCUGAUCUCUCUCCUACAAACGGCGAUCGUCACAGAUUUGUCAACCAUAGACCACCGUUGCCAGCUGUUCGACGACCUUCUCCACCAGCGAGAAGAGUUCCAUACGGUGUCGUUCGGGAUUGCUACUACUACCAUCCUUGCCAUAUUCAAGCCAAUUUUCGGCCUUCUUCAUACUUCAUCCGUUUGCACUAAAUUAUUUUUCAAUAAAACAAUAUUAUUUUCCUCCCUUAAAUUUCUGAAGUAAUUAAACAAUAUAUACAGAGUAAAUUUUUUUGGCAAUAUGAUCAAACGUUAAAAAAAAUAUAUUAAUCGGCCUUUAUAGUUUUUGUAUGGGGUCAAUGUAAUUAGUUCUGUAAAAUAUAGUAGCAGCAAGUUCUGUGUAUACUACUGAGAAUCCGGAGUUGUUGAAAUUCGAUUGCUCAAUCCCUAUAUUUUUCCGGUGAUUCUCAGAUUCUAAUGCCUAUUUUUUUUGGCCUUGGAUUUUUUGGAAUUUGGACCCCUCAAUUUUAGCCAAUUUAGGGUUUUCGUUUUUUUUCUUCUUUUGUGUGGUUAAGCGAUUUAAUCGCAAAUUCCACUACUCCGUAAUUAAAACUACCACGUAUGCCCUGUGUGUGUUGUGUCUUGUGUUGUUGUGUGUGUGAGUGUUUUUUUUUAUUUUAAAAUAAAUAUUUUGGCCUUAUUGUAUAGUACUCCGUAUAUAUAUUAUGUAUAUGUAUGUAGUAUACGUAUUAUGUGUGUAUGUGUAUUGUGUGUAGCGUAGUGUAUUGUGUCCGUGUAGUGUACUUCAUAUGUGUAUGUGUAUGUGUAUGUGUAUGUGUGUUUUGUGUAUGUCCUGUUUGGGUUACUACAUGGUUUGGUUGAUCAUUUGUUAUGAAUUUAUUCUAAAAUAGUCGAUUCUGUAUUUGAUCAUUCAUAUGAAGGUGCAUUACUAAUUUCUUUGUUAUUUCCUUGAUUAUUGCAGGUCAAAAAGGGCAGAAGACAUUGUAAUGAUUCUAUUUCUAUACAGCUGAAAUAUUGUUGGACUACACUUAAUGAAUUAUGACUAAACCCCGAAACUUACGCAAAGUGAUAAUGACGUUUCUAAACUAAUCAACAAAUGGACAAAUUAUUUAUUAUUCCUAUUCCUAGGAAUAAUGAAAAAACAAAUGACGAAAUAGUGAUGAAAGAAAAAGCAAAAUAAAACAAAGAAGAUGGCAAGUGGAAAUGGGCCUGGGCUUUGGUGGGCCUUCAAUGAUGGAGAUAAGGAUAUGAUCCGCACUUGUGACGUUAAGUUUGGGUCCCUUGGCAAUAAAAUUAAGGGAAUACUUGAACAGUUUUGGGAAAAGGUUAGUUUAUGCGGCCUCAAUGUGGACGUGUCAACCAUAAUGUGGGACCCAUUUCAUACGAUUGAGUUGAAUUGUGUAUAAGAUAAGAUUGAAAGGGGGCUAACAAAUAUGGGACCAUGGCUUUCUGGCUAUUGUUAGAGGCAGAGAGAGAUUACAUUAGUAUCCAUUGUCAACCAUAUGGAACACUCCAUUCGUUUUUAAAAGAUUGCUCCAUUUUCUAUUUAUUUAAAUUCCAAUUUACAUAAACUUUCUUCACCUAUUUACAGUGAAGAAUUUCACAUACUAAUACGCAAAUCACUUGAUGUAACUUUUAUAAAGCAAAAAUAAAAAUGGAUCAAUCUGUAAAGA